GGGACAUUUAGGAGCCGGCUCAGCCCCACAGCCUCAGUCUUCUCCUCUGCAGGAUACAGAUCGGCCGCCAUGCUCCUGAGGACUGCCCCCCUGCUGCUGCUGCUGGCCCUGGCCUGCUCCCAGGCUCUGGAAGAGCCCAAAAGCAAAUCGAAGGUGUGCGCCAAUGUGUUCUGUGGAGCGGGCAGAGAAUGUGCUGUGACCGAAAAGGGGGAACCAACCUGCCUGUGCAUCGAGAAAUGUAAGUCUCACAAGAGACCAGUUUGCGGCAGCAAUGGGAAGACUUACCUGAACCACUGCGAGCUUCACCGUGAUGCCUGUCUGACGGGGUCCAAGAUACAGGUGGACUAUGAUGGACACUGCAAAGAAAAGACGUCUGACACGGCCGCCAGCAGCCCAGUCGUGUGUUACCAGUCUGAUCGCGAUGAGCUGCGCAGACGCGUCAUCCAGUGGCUGGAGGCCGAGAUCAUCCCAGACGGCUGGUUCUCCAAGGGCAACAACUACAGCGAGAUCCUGGAAAAAUACUUCAAGAGCUACGACGAUGGGGACUCCCGGCUGGACUCCUCCGAGUUCCUGAAAUUCCUGGAGCAGAACCAGACCGCCAUUAACAUCACCACCUUCAAGGACCAGGAGACCAACAGGAUCCUCAAGGGUCUGUGUGUGGAGGCGCUGAUCGAGCUGUCCGACGAAAAUGCCGACUGGAAACUGAGCUUCAAUGAGUUCCUGAAGUGUCUGAACCCCUCAUUCAGACCCGCAGAGAAAAAGUGCGCCCUUGAAGAUGAGAAUUACGAGGACGGAGCAGAGACACAAGUCCAGUGCAACCGCUGCGUCUGCGCCUGUGGGAACUGGGUGUGCACUGCCAUGUCCUGUGAAGGUGAAGACGACCAGCAUGGAGAUGUGAGCCGAUAUGUGGAUGAGCUGAGGAAGCACCAGGAAACGGCCGUGAAAGCCAAGUCUGUGAGCAGCAAGGACAUCUAAGGAGGAGAAGCGGACCCCCGCCGCUCGGCCCGCGCGCCGCCAUCGGACGGGCAGGAGAUUCUCUUCUUAUCUUUUAUCAGUGAGAAACAAUCAACCAUAUGUAGGGCAUAGGUGCAAAGAAUAAGCAAGGGGGCGGGGCUUAUGAGUGUAACCGCGACCCUGACCCCCGCCAAAAACUCUCCCGAUACAUCACGACCGUCUCCUUCCCUGAGGUAGCGGGUAAUAAGGCGCCCGGCGGCCAUGACUCCAGUACUGAGUGCCUUAUCGCCUCCUCCCUUUUACUCCUACAGUAAUACGCGAGGUUGCAGGAGGCGUGUCCAUGGGCGGAGUCUAUAGAUGGUGGGUGUCCGGGCGGUAUGUGCUUUGGGUACAGACCGGCCGCUUUGGAGCCCUUUGAUUGUUCCGUUUUGCCAAAGACCAGAAUAUUUUACGAUGAGCGUUCCAGCACCCGGUUAACCCCUUCCUCCACAUUUCAUAGUUUCAUCCCCCCAUUGGACUCUCCCUUUAAGGUGCUAUGAUUUCGGGCCCCGGGGCCACACUGUAUUUUAUGUUGUGUGUUAUAUUUAGGUGUGAUAUUGUAGACGUAGCGGCACAAGCUCUCCCUGUAUCACUCUGCGCUUUGGGCGUCACGCGGCUCGGCUUCUGGCAUAGUCCAGUCAUUAUACCCACGCCUGGCAGGGGAGGGCGCUAUAAUCCGUGAUGCUGGGGUGGUGGGGGCUCCAUCUUCCUGUAUGUCCCUGGGAGUGAGCAGCCACCAGACAUGGUUCUCCUUUUAGGUGCCCCCCCGCCCCUCCCCUAUGGCACCCCCUUAUGACCAGUGCACACAUAUAUAGAUAAUAUUGUAUUACCACCCGCCGCACCGUUUGCCGAGCGCUGCCCAAUCCUGCGUAUUCUGCACCCAUAACGUGUUUUAUAUCAGUAUUUUUUUAUUCUGUAACAACCAAAUAAAAAACAAAAAAGAUC
Messenger RNA from Bufo bufo (common toad), 1938 nucleotides. RefSeq names its product follistatin like 1 (gene FSTL1). Lineage: Eukaryota; Metazoa; Chordata; Amphibia; Anura; Bufonidae. The coding region runs from base 70 to 975 and encodes 301 amino acids. Gene Ontology annotation, biological process: regulation of BMP signaling pathway; multicellular organism development; cell differentiation. Gene Ontology annotation, molecular function: protein binding; calcium ion binding. The transcript has 11 exons. The record is from RefSeq and is a predicted model, not a curated record.